AAACCCGGAGAAGCCUCUGGAGGGGGCAAGGUCGCCCGUGUAGGCAGGGCUCAGCGCCCGCGGCCCCAGGGCCUGGCUGCCCGCGGAAGAGAGCCCCGUUGUCGCCCGCACCCCGCCCCGCCGAGGAUGCCAAGGAUGGCUGCUCGGGAGGAGGACGGUGGCGAGGACCCCUGGCUGCGGCUGCGGCCCGUGGAGCCGUCGCCCGCCCAGUGCUGCGGUGGCGGCUGCUCGCCCUGCGUGUUCGACCUCUACCACCGAGACCUGGCCAGGUGGGAGGCUGCCCGCGCCAGCGGGGACGAGGCCCUGCUGAGGGGGGACCGGCCACAGAGCGGCCCCUCCCCGCUGAGCACCGAGACCUUCUCGGCCUUCCUCAUCACUGACGUGCACAGACUCACCCCGGACACCUACCGCGUCCGCUUCGCACUGCCCGGGCACGGCCAGCUCGGCCUGCGGCCUGGCCAGCACCUCGUCUUACGGGCUCGGGUCGGUGACUUGGACAUCCAGAGAGCCUACACGCCCAUCAGCCCCGCCAACGCCAGCGGCUACUUCGAGGUCCUCAUCAAGUGUUACCCGGCAGGGCUCAUGUCCCGGCACGUGGAGUCCUGGAAAGCGGGGGACACGGCUCUGUGGCGGGGACCUUUCGGAAGCUUCUCCUAUCAGCCAAACCAGUACGGCGAGCUCCUCAUGCUGGCCUCGGGCACCGGCCUGGCCCCCAUGGUGCCCAUCCUGCAGAGCAUCACCGACAACGCCGACGACGAGACCUUCGUCACCCUGGUCGGCUGCUUCAGGACCUUCGAGGGCAUCUACCUGAAGGCCUUCCUGCAGGAGCAGGCUCGCUUCUGGAACGUGCGCACCUUCUUCGUGCUCAGCCAGGAGAGCGCCCCUGAGCAGCUUCCCUGGAGCUACCAGGAGAAGACCCGCUUUGGCCGCCUGGCGCAGGAGCUGGUGGGAGAGCUGGUCGCGUCCUGCCGGAGAAAGCCCUUCGCCUUGGUCUGCGGCUCGGCCCAGUUCACCCAGGACGUGGCGGCGUGCUUGCGGGGGGCCGGCUUGGAGGAGGAGGACUACUUCCUCUUCUAGCCCAGGCCUCCUUCCUGCCUCCUCGAAUUCCUGCCAGGAGGGCACGCCUCCUCUGGCAGGGGCACUGUGUGUGUGCGGGGAGCAGGGGCUGGUGGGGGCCUGGGGAGGGGACCCGGGAGGAAGCCGGGUCCCCCUGGACCUCACUAGGUGGGCUUUGGCAGGGAGGAAUUUCCUGGGCCCUCAGAAGGGGGUGUUGCUUGAGGCUCCCCUGGGAGUCCGCCGGAGGCUGCCUGUUCCUGGGGGCGGCCCCUGGGAGACCUCGGGGCUCAGGUCAGGUGCACAGCACUUGGGGGGUUCCAGGGGCGGCUGAGAGCUGAGAGGGGGCUGCUUCACUGCUUCACGGGCCUCCAGCGCACCCAGCAGACCCAGGAAGGCCUGGGUUCUGCGUCCCAGUUCCCGGUGGGGCGGGUCCGGAGUGACCGCCCCUUUGUCCCAGCCCUGGGCCCUCCCUGUGCUUUCCUGUCUCCCCACCCGGCUUCAGGCACCCCCUCCUCCCGCUGGCAGCUCCUCUCGGCCACCCUGGUGACGGUUGCUAUGGAGAGCUAAAGAUAGAGCGGGAGUCAGAGGCCUGGGUCCCUCCCAGCUCUGCCCACCGAGAGCCCCCCCCUCUCCGCCUCCAGCUCCAGCCUGCGCCCGCCCGGCCCUCCCCCAGGGGACCCGGCCCUCCAGGCAGUGCUGCAGUUAAUGAAUUCUGCUUUUUGCAGCCUGCGCUUUCGGUGCUGCAGCAGCUCAGACUGGUUUCAGGUGGUCCCAGCGUCGGAAUAUGAAGCCGGGAAUCAGGACCCUCGGGUGGAGGCGUCAGCAUUCCACGGCGGGAGGCAGGUGGGGCCAGGGCUGCAGAGCACGGACAGACUCGCCUGUGCGCGGGGAUAUGCGGCCCAGCGUGGCCAAGUGAGCUGCCCCUGGUGGCACAGGGGUCUUCACGCCCCGCUCACUCCGCCAGGCCAGUUCUACUAUCGUUGGUUUGGGGGCCACGCCUGGCUGCGCUCAGGGCUCACGCCUGGUGGGGCUCACGGGGCCCUUUGGGGUGCCAGGGAUCAAACUGGGCUCCGCCACAUACAAAGCAAGCACUACCCACUGUGCUCUCUCUCUGGCCCCAAAUGUUAUGUCUAUACUGGGGUAGGGAGGGUGUGUGGAAUUAUUUUUAUUUGUGAAAAGGGAUUUUUUUCUCCCCUGCACUGCCCUUAAUGUUUCACUGAACUUUGCACUCUACGUGUUCAGUAGGUGACGGUGGUGCAGAGUGGAGGGCGGUGCCAACCUUUUCCAAGCAGCUUUUAGAGGCAGAAUUCCAUGGGCAGAGAGAUGUGGGCACACUGCAGAGGACCUUUGCCAAGGAUCCCUGGCACAGGGGCAGCCAUCCAGGAAACGGAGCUUGCAUUUCACUGUGAGGGGUGAGGCCAAGAAGCUACACUAUAGAGCUAUAGUAAUCGAAACUGUGUGGCACGGACUAAAGACAGACUUGGAUUUUUGGAGUAGACUCGAGAGCUCAGAGAUAAACCUUCAAAUGUGUGAACAGUUAAUCUGUGACAAAGGAGCUGGGUGCACAGUGUGGAGCAAAGAGAACUUCCAGAAAUGGUGCUGGGAAGACUGGGUCGCCAUGUGCAAAAAAUAGAAAAGGACAAGCGAGAUAGUCCAGCGGGUAGGGCACUUGCCUUGCAUGUGGCCAACCAGGAUUGGCUCCCGGCAUCCCAUAUGGUCCCCCGAGCACCACCAGUAGUUAUUUCUGAGUGCAGAGCCAGGAGUAACCCCUGAGCAUGACCCACUGUGACCCAAAAGGCUAAACAAAUAUAUAAAUAAAUAAUUUU
Sorex araneus (European shrew) is the source of this 2882-nucleotide messenger RNA. RefSeq names its product NADH-cytochrome b5 reductase-like (gene CYB5R5). Gene Ontology annotation, molecular function: oxidoreductase activity. Bases 127 to 1077 code for a protein of 316 amino acids. NCBI's taxonomy places the organism in Eukaryota, Metazoa, Chordata, Mammalia, Eulipotyphla, Soricidae. The transcript is spliced from 7 exons. The record is from RefSeq and is a predicted model, not a curated record.